Molecule: messenger RNA, 2455 nt
Organism: Paramisgurnus dabryanus
Lineage: Eukaryota; Metazoa; Chordata; Actinopteri; Cypriniformes; Cobitidae
Gene: spata22
Product: spermatogenesis associated 22
Biological process (GO): gamete generation; meiotic DNA repair synthesis; regulation of meiotic cell cycle
Source: RefSeq, a predicted model, not a curated record
UUAAAAAUUAAUGAUCCAACCUAAGCACACCUUCAUUACAAACAAUUAUCUUUUAGGAGCUAUAUAUUUUAGCAGCACUUCUGAGAAAAGUAACUAUGCCUAAACACAAAAUGUAUAUCCAAAAUAGACUCAGAUGAGAACCCAAAACUAGUUUAAAAAUUAAUAACUCAUAAACUACUGAAAUUAAUUGUCAACUUUUUUUACUUUCCCACAGUCAUGUGAUUUUUGUCAAAAUGUGGAGAAAGGAAAACCAACAACCAAGUGCAGGCUCUUUCUCCAUGUUUCCGGUCAAUCAAAGGAAGAGGAGUCGACUGCCCUUGACAUCUAAUCCCUCGGAGAGUGAAAGUUUUUCUGCCAACUACUACAGUGAGAUGGAAGCCUCCUCAUUUUAUGGUCCACCCAUUGAGAGUGGACAGUGGGACCAGAAAAUUCCUUUUACAUCACACCAAGCCAACAUGAGACCUGUUGCUUCACCUGCUAUGGCGGGACAUGGAUAUGCACCAUUACCUCAUCCAAAAAAAACUACUUAUGCAUGGUCACAAACAUGGCAACAAAGACCCCCAAUGAACCAUAACUCUGUGCCAGCAGCUGGAUAUCAGGUUCAGGGUGGUUUUCCAAGCAACAGCUCCACCUCAAUGGGCCAGCCCAGGUGGUCCGGUGGCUUCCAGAACCAGAUCACCAGGCCAGCGAUGCCAUACCGUCCCCAGCAGUGUAAGCCUGCAGUAAUAAACACUGAAAGCCCACAGAGCAGAAGGUGGAACUUCAGAUCUUCUGGACAAUCAAGCAGUGGAAUGAUGGCAUCAGCGAAGAAGGACAUCUCACCGGGUCAAAACACCUCUCAGCAGCAGAAGCCCCAACGCGAGACAUCACUGCGUGUCAUCACUGCUGUCAUCAGAGGCAUGAAGCACUGGAGCCAAUACAAAGACAAAGUACCAAUGCUGUUUGAGAUUUUUGCUACACUCGACUCCGCCGUCACAAUAGGAGAUCACGGAGCAAAGAAAUUCCUCAUGAGGGAUGAGAAAGAUACAGUACAGUGUCUCUACUUUGAAAAUGAUCAGCCACUUGCCACACUGACCCGGGGUCAGGUGUAUCGCUGCGUUGGGAACUACAACAGGCAAAAGGACACAAUGACCUGCGUGUCAGUGCGAGCUGCAUCACCAACAGAGCAAAGGAGUUCACAGGAGACUGUACAAGCAUCAGAUGCAGAGAUGAGGAAAGUGGUACUGGCUCUCAAUGAAAUUUGAAAUAUUAAAUAAGCAUUAGGGCACCUAAAAUUAACAUUGAGUUGUCUUAGUUGAAUGUUAAGCAGUGUUAACUUUAUUAUCAUUAACUGGAGUGUUUGAUUAUAUAUGCAGUUUAGAGAUAUAAUUUAUGUGCAUAUAAAAUAUUGUUAUGAUUUAUAAGUUCAGUUUAUUAUAGUUCAUUCACUUGCAUUUAGAUCGUUAAUUGAAAGAUUUAUUCAUUUUAUUAAAACCUUGUAAAAUAUUUUGUGCAUUUAAUUCAAAAGACGAAAAUGUGCUUUGUUUAUGAAAUGAUUUAUUACAAAGAAGAAACACACAAAAUCUUAAGGAUCUAAAAGUUUAACACAAUGAUGAGGUAACAUCUCAAAAUAUAUCUUUCAAAAGGGAACCAACCAUCUGCGGAGGUUGAUAUUUAUACAACCUAUACAGAAUUAUUUACAACCAAAACAUCACAGUGGGAAAACCCACAGCACUAAUCUACAAGUUCUAGUUUCUAGCAGUGGUCAGACUUCACAUACAGUACAUGAAUAAAGAUGGAGCGCCACCAAGCCAAUCUAAAGACACAGCCAGUGUACUCCUGCAUAACAUUUAAAGGGCCUGCUGAUGCCAUUUGUCCAAAAAAAUCAUCAUUUACUCAUCUUCAUGCCAUCCUACAUGUAUUUGACUUUUUCAGUUAAACACAAAUCAUUUAAAGGGACAUGGCUUUAGCUUUCAUACUGCUCCCAAUAAGUGACGAAAUAAAUCCAACAUUUACCUAUUUAUGUUGUGAUUUUUAUAGUCACAGCAUGUACAGAUAACUAGGUCAUAUGAGACACAGCCAUCUUUUAACCGUAUACAUACUGGGAACUAUAUUCUCAGAAGGCGAAGCACUGCUACUUGGGUGGACUGAUUUGCUCCCAGCACCCAUAGACUGUAAAAAAAGAUGGACGUAGUGUCUGUGACGUCACCCAUUGGUUUCUGAAGAUCGUUUUUUAAGCUUAAAGUAGGCGGUGCCUGCCGUCACCAUAUUUACACGCUGUGACUAUACAAAUCACAACAUAUGAAUAGGAAAAUAUUGGAGUUAUUUUAUCACUUAUUGGGUGUAGUAUGCUAGCUAGAGCCAUUUACUUCCAGUGUUUGUGCUAAGCUAAGCUAGCGGUGGCUGCGUCAAACAGUUAGGACACGCACAGAGAUGAAAAAGCUAUGUAUGGAUUUAUCUAACUCUGGGGGAUAUG